Molecule: messenger RNA, 1089 nt
Organism: Bactrocera latifrons
Lineage: Eukaryota; Metazoa; Arthropoda; Insecta; Diptera; Tephritidae
Exons: 3
Coding region: 102-932 (276 amino acids)
Source: RefSeq, a predicted model, not a curated record
ACAAAAUUUAAUUUUAAAAAAAUAUAUAUUUCAAAAUUCAAUAUAAAUUAAGGGAAAAUAGAAUCAUAUUUACUUUGGCGGUAUAAAUUUAUUCGUUUACAAUGGCAUGCAACGAAGGAAAAAUUUUUAAAACUCAAGCACCCGAAUGCAACAAAUUGGACUGUUGGUGCCUUCCAGAACCAUAUGCUGAUAAAAAGGUCACCGUGAAAAACAAGAAAUACUGUUGGCUAUACCAACAACGUGCAAAGGAUUUAAACAAAAUGUUACCAAAUUUUGAACAUUGCGAGACCCUUUAUACAAUUUGCGAUUAUAGACUGGAAAAUUAUGUAUUUAAACAAUUACUCUUGAUUGAAGAACAAAUUCGCAAUUAUAAAAAUAAACUAGACAAGGAAAUCGAUUUCCAACGCAAAAUGUUGGAUGAUAUGUGGAAGCUAUCUCAACGGUUUUUAUUAUUAACACAAUAUUACGGCUGCGUAAAGCCAUAUCCUGACAUUGUCUCCAUACCGGCGGAAAAAGUCGCCCAAUGCAAAUUUCAGAAAAAGCGGAAGACAAUUCAAUAUUCUAAUUGUCGGCUGGCCUUUAUAUUGGACACACUUCGAACUUCCAUAAGAAAAUUAAAUAACGUAUGCUCUCAAAUGGAUAUGUCAGUUCAAAGUCCAAUUAUUUUAGGGGAUUAUAAAAUACGUCCAUUAUCAUACUACCGCAACUUAAUCGACGAUGCGUUCGAGUACUUCAAUAAAGUACUAUGCAAUUUGAAGAGUUGGACCCAAUUGCUUGACAUAGGCGAUCCAAAUGCUAUAGAGGACUACAGGUGCUUACUGGAUCCAAAUAAAAAGUUUGAUGAAUUUAUGAAAACUGGAAAGAUUAACUGUACCUGCAUGCGCACUAAAAAUCCUGAAUGUAUUAAUAAUUUUGUUAACAAAUGCAAGUGAUGCAGGGCACAAGAAUAUUUAAAAAACACUGAAUAAAUCUAAAGUAGGCUUUAAUGAAACUUCAUAAAAAACGUGAACAGAUUUUCACUUUGGCUGCAAACUACUGUGUAAUAAUUUUAUCAAUAAAAUAUUUAAACAUAUCUGGCAACGCUCAUAA